AUGGCGAACGCCAUGGUGGAGGUGAAGCCGAUUUGGGCCCAACCCAGGCAGCCGCACACUGACGGCAUAGCACGGCUUGCGGUACCAGCAUCGGAUGCCGGUACAGAUGUGGUGUCUGCCGAGGAUGUGGAUGAGGAAGACUUCCAGCUUUCUCCUCUCACCGACCGCGCGCCUCCAGCCCCGUCCAUUGACAUCCCUGGUCAGGCCGAGGGCUCGGAGGAAUCGGGGCCAUCGAAGGGCCCUCCCGAGCUGCAGCCCCCGAGCAACGAGCCCUCCGUGCAGCUGGAAGCAGCGUCAGCAAGAGGCAGCAAAGAGACACCAGGAGGUGGAAGCAAAGAGACACCGCCCACCGGACAGUCUGCCUUCUUCAAGCGAUUUCGCAAGAAGCUUAAGAUGGACCCGAGCAAUGCAACGAAGGCGUUCAUGGGCACCAACAGCCGUCAAACUCGGGGCAUUCGAAGCCUGACUGCGGUGAACCUAGAGCGCGAGAUGCCACGUGCUGGCUGGCGUGCUGGAAUGGCUCAACUCGUCAACUCCCCUCUCUUUGAGGUGGUUUUCGCCGUCGCAAUUUUGUUCAACACCGUGAUCAUGGCUGUGCAGGUGCAGUACCGCGGCCUCGAUGUCGGAUUCUACGUGGGCCAUCACAGCGUCAAGCGUCCGGCAAACGAGAUUUGGCCCGGGGCAGAAGAUGCCUUCUAUGGCUUCGAGCUCUUCUUCGGCGUGCUCUUCAGCCUGGAGAUCUUCUUCAAGCUGCUUGCCACGGACUACCGCUUCUUCCUGGAUAUUUGGAACCUACUGGACUUCGCCGUUGUCCUUGCGUGGUUCAUCGACACGCUGGCUGCGGGAGUCUUCCCAGUAGACCCUUUACUCUUGCGGCUGCUGAGGCUUCUAAAGCUGUUUCGCAUGCUGCGUUUGGUGAGGACCAUCCAAGGCUUCGACUCAUUGUAUGUGAUGAUCACGUCUAUCAAGGGCAGCAUCGCAGCCUUGUUCUGGAGCGUGAUUCUGUUAGUCCUGGUGCUGAUGAUGGUGUCCCUCUUCCUUGUGACGAUGGUGGAAAAUUACAUCAGGAGCGAGGAUCAGGAGCUGGAGCGGCGUAUGGCCGUCUACCUUUACUUCGGCACCUUCUCUCGCGCGAUGCUGUCGCUUUUUGAGAUGACUCUGGCCAACUGGGCCCCCCCGUCGCGUGCGUUGACGGAGAACGUCAGCGAGUUCUGGAUGUUCUUCGUUCUCAGCUUUCAGCUAUUGGUGGGCUUCUCCGUGAUGAAGGUCAUCAUGGGCGUCUUCCUACAAGUGACCUUCUACGUCGCCUCCAACGACGACGUGAUCAUGAUGAGCCAGAAAGAGAGGGCCCUGAAAGUUCACACGCAGAAGAUGACAGAGCUGUUCGUGGCCGCAGAUGAAAACGGCAACGGAAGGCUUGACCAGGAAGAGUUUGAGACCAUCCUCAGCGACCCCACCUGCAUCGCCUGGCUCUCGGCGAUGGGCUUCGAGGCUUCCAUGCUCUCGGGCCAGGACCUCUACCGUCUUCUCUGCAGGGAAGAGACGAAUGACCUCUCGGCGGAGGAGCUUUGCAAAGGUGUGGCCCAACUCAAGGGACCAGCGACGAGCCUGAACCUGGCUUUGCUCCAGAAAGACCAGGUCCAGACCAAGGAGUUGAUGGAUCAGAUGGUGCUCUCCAUGGUCAAGCUGCAGGCUCGGCUCAAGUUCUCGGACAUGCGCAAAGGCAGCAAGGGGUCUGCAGAUUCCUCGAGCAGCAGCAGCACCGACAGCGAUGAAACCGAAGUGACCCCGCCGCAAUCGCCAACGCGAACCGUUACGCCUGGAACACUGUCGCAAAGUCGUGGAAAGAGGCUUGGUGGGCAAUUGGCAGCCGCAUCCUCGCGCAAAACGCGAGGGACGACCAGGCGAAUGCCUGGCGGCGCUGUCUCGCAGGUGUUGUUCAACCAGCAGAAGUCCUUCGGCUCCCUCGAUGCGAGAUGGAAU
This is a messenger RNA of Symbiodinium natans, 1983 nucleotides long. NCBI's taxonomy places the organism in Eukaryota, Dinophyceae, Suessiales, Symbiodiniaceae. The record is from the annotation of a GenBank genome assembly.